Messenger RNA from Salvelinus sp. IW2-2015, 1558 nucleotides. Its product is annotated as CCR4-NOT transcription complex subunit 3-like. Gene Ontology annotation, biological process: nuclear-transcribed mRNA poly(A) tail shortening; regulation of DNA-templated transcription; regulation of stem cell population maintenance. The record is from RefSeq and is a predicted model, not a curated record. Gene Ontology annotation, cellular component: nucleus; CCR4-NOT core complex; P-body. Lineage: Eukaryota; Metazoa; Chordata; Actinopteri; Salmoniformes; Salmonidae.
GGCAACAGCGGAGGAGGUGUUCCUGGUAGCCAUCUUGGAUGUGCGGAGUGAUUGUUUGGCGAAAAUAAUUAAUACAAUUUAGAAAAAUAGCGUGAGGACUUGGGAAAAUACGAUUUAAAAGAGUGGGGUCAACUAAUAAAAGAAAAGCUUAAUCGGAAAAUCCAGUGAAAGAAGUAAGGCAUGAAGAAAGCAUCCUAGUCAACAGUCAUGGCUGAUAAAAGGAAACUUCAAGGUGAAAUAGAUCGAUGUUUGAAAAAAGUUACGGAAGGCGUGGAACAGUUUGAAGACAUUUGGCAAAAGCUUCACAAUGCAGCCAAUGCUAACCAGAAGGAGAAGUAUGAAGCCGACCUCAAGAAAGAGAUUAAAAAACUGCAGCGUCUUCGAGACCAGAUCAAGACGUGGGUGGCCUCCAACGAGAUCAAAGACAAAAGGCAGCUAGUGGAGAAUCGCAAACUCAUUGAGACGCAAAUGGAGCGUUUCAAGAUCGUGGAACGAGAGACCAAGACAAAGGCUUACUCGAAAGAGGGGCUGGGCCUGGCACAGAAGGUGGACCCGGCCCAAAGGGAGAAGGAGGAGGUCGGCAAUUGGCUAACGAAUACGAUAGACACUCUGAACAUGCAGGUGGAUCAGUUUGAGAGCGAAGUGGAGUCCCUCUCAGUCCAGACUCGAAAGAAGAAGGGAGACAAAGAGAAACAGGACCGCAUCGAAGAGCUGAAGCGCUUCAUCGAGAAGCACCGGUACCACAUCCGGAUGCUGGAGACCAUCCUGCGCAUGCUGGACAACGACACCUUGCCGGUGGACUCCAUCCCACUAAUUGCCCCCCGGGGCCUCCCGUUCUCGGUCCCUGCCCAGCAGGCCCUCGCUUUCAGCAGGCAAGCCUCCCAGAAUCCCCAUGGGCAGAAGAGAGAGCACGUGUUGCGCCACUCGGGGCCUGUUGCCCCUGUCAAAGGACACAGCUGUAACCAGCAGGCCAUGGCGUGUGUGCCACCCCCCCACUCCGACUCUGUAGAGUUCUACCAGAGACUGUCCACAGAGACACUGUUCUUCAUCUUCUACUACCUAGAGGGCACUAAGGCCCAGUAUCUGGCAGCCAAGGCCUUGAAGAAGCAGUCGUGGCGGUUCCACACCAAGUACAUGAUGUGGUUCCAGAGGCACGAGGAGCCCAAGACCAUCACAGAUGAGUUUGAGCAGGGGACGUACAUCUACUUUGACUACGAGAAGUGGGGACAACGGAAGAAGGAGGGAUUCACGUUUGAGUACAGGUACCUUGAGGACCGAGACCUCCAGUGACAUAAGGCAGAGGAGGAGAAUGAAAGAAGGGUGGACUACCGUCAACAUUCCUGGAUUGAACUCAACACACUGGGAAGAGGGACGGAUGCAGACGCCAGACUGAGCCAGUCUUAGCAGAGCAUAAUGCAUUUGGAGCUUCUCCCUCUUUGCCCUGCGAAGCCACACCCCCUACAGUGAUAAACCCCUCCCUCUUUCCCAUAAGGCAGUUUUGAUUUAGAUUGAAGCUUUUUAUCUCUUACCUGAACUGGAUCCCUUUUUAUAUAUAUAU